Molecule: messenger RNA, 1399 nt
Organism: Saccoglossus kowalevskii
Lineage: Eukaryota; Metazoa; Hemichordata; Enteropneusta; Harrimaniidae
Source: RefSeq, a predicted model, not a curated record
UUUCAUGUCACCAUCACGGGUGCUGUUCCAGUCGACUGCAAAUAUCCUGUGAUUCUUUGUAAACAAAUGUAUGCAAAGUACCCCUGGCAACACGAUUGAAGCCGUAAGCACCACUUUCACUCAAAUGCACGACUUUACUGUAUAAUGCUGACUGACUGACUGAUUGACUUACUGAUUGUGUUAGGGGAUAAUGUAGACAUAUUUCAUGAAAUAUCAUAUACCCCAACAACGUAUUCUAAAGGUCAUCUGGUACAAUGCCACAAUCACGAAUUUUAAGUCAAAAUGACCCAAGGUUGAAUGACAGUGAAAAAUAUCUGCAAUGGAAGGAACAAAAAGAAAAGCAAAUAAUAGAGGAAAAGAGAAAGGAGAAAAAGAGGCAAGAGUUAGUAGCACGGCAACGAGAAGAACAAGCGGAACAAAGGAAAGCUGAUUUUGAAUAUUACGCCAUGGUGCGGGAUUUUGAAUUGCUGGUAGAAAGACUUGUACACGAAGCAGUGGAUAAGGCUGAAAAGCGACUCAAAGAAAGCAAACAGAAAUUGCGUAAAAGUAUCGCCAUGGAAACGAUGACAAACUGGCAAGCUAUGAAACAGGAGCAAAUGAAAGCGGAAAGAAAAAACGAAAAAAUGAACAAAAUGCUCCAAGAGCAUCUUACGAAGAGUGAGCUGCUGGAGACCCUCAAGAUCGACCAUCAAAGAGUGCUGGAAGAGAGCUGGAACUUUCAAAAAUGGUUUGAAAAACAGGUGGAACUCAGACAACAAAACAUAAUACCAUAUCUGGAGAGCGGGGAUGACUGUGUCAGUGCAUUGCCGCCUAGUCGUGAAAGACCGGCUUCUUCUUCAGCUGUCGCGCGAAGUCGCACCAAAGAUGGCUUUUACACUCUGUGGGACAAAGAUCGAAGGCUGGUAAGAAAAUUAAAGAAAGACGUGAAGUCCACUACUGGUUCUAAACCUCGUCCAGACUCUGCACCGAGCUAACGUUUCCUAGUUGUGGAAAAUCAUUUUUGUUAAACAAACCAUAUUUCCUAACACGCCGUUGAACUUCUUUCAAACCUAACCGACUACCGAACGCUUUGGCACGUUUUUCAACAACAGCUAACCCCAAUCUUUUAAACGUUUGAUGGUUGUGGAUAUUUUUGUGUAAUAUAAAGUCAGCUCUAAUAUAAUUUGAAACAAUAUUUUUUUGUAACACUACAAUUAUACAGACAAAAUAAGAUAUACACAAUACAACAUAUCUAUACCUAUCGCGUUAUCAACCGUCUACUCAUUCGCAUCUGCACUCAAACAAUAAACGACCAUAGACAUGCCUAUUAUUUCAAUAAUAUGUAUUUACAAUACACGUGCACGCAUUAACUCGUGUCAUAUUUGUAUGCGAUUUAACCAUAAUAUAUGUAAUAAAGUAC